Ipomoea nil (Japanese morning glory) is the source of this 649-nucleotide messenger RNA. RefSeq names its product stamen-specific protein FIL1-like. Bases 99 to 401 code for a protein of 100 amino acids. The record is from RefSeq and is a predicted model, not a curated record. Lineage: Eukaryota; Viridiplantae; Streptophyta; Magnoliopsida; Solanales; Convolvulaceae. The transcript has 2 exons.
AAUUCAAACAUCCCUCCUAUAAUUCCAUUCGGCCCAUCCAGAUCAGAAAAUUAAAAAAAACUGAAGCAUUAUUAUUACAUCAGACCACAAGAUCAGCAAUGGCAGGCAUGAAGGUGACGAGCAUCCUAUCCCUGGUGGUGGUGGUUCUGGUGGUGGCGACGGCGCUGCAGAUCCGCGAAGCGGAAGCUCAGACGGCGGCCGACACCUGCGCCGCGCAACUGGGGAACAUCAACGUCUGCGCUCCCUUCGUGAUGCCCGGCAUGACCGCCUCGAACCCCAGCGCCGACUGCUGCGUCGCCCUCCAAUCCGUCGACCGCGACUGCAUUUGCAACACGCUCCGCGUCUCCGCCCGCCUUCCCUCUCAGUGCAACAUCCCUCCUCUCUCUUGCCCCGCGAAUUGAUCGAGAUGAGAAGCAAGCUAAGCUAAGGUGGUGGAUGAAUAAAGUUAAAGAUCUAUUACUGCUCAUCAUAUUGUUGGUGAGCCUAAAGGUUUCCUUUUGAUGAUUUUUUUUUUUUUUUAAAUAAGAAAGAAGGUCUUUGUGACCUGCAACAGGACAUCAACUUUGUAAUGUUGAUCAGAUUAAUUUGAGUGUAAUAAUGUAUUCCAGUCCAGCCAAUAAUACAUAUACAUGAAAGAUUUUCAUUAUUA